Molecule: messenger RNA, 440 nt
Organism: Balaenoptera musculus (blue whale)
Lineage: Eukaryota; Metazoa; Chordata; Mammalia; Artiodactyla; Balaenopteridae
Product: histone H2B type 1-M
Exons: 2
Coding region: 29-409 (126 amino acids)
Cellular component (GO): nucleosome
Molecular function (GO): protein heterodimerization activity; structural constituent of chromatin; DNA binding
Source: RefSeq, a predicted model, not a curated record
CGUUAGUGUUCGAAUUUUUAACGCUACAAUGCCUGAACCCACCAAGUCCGCUCCGGCCCCGAAGAAGGGCUCCAAGAAGGCGGUAACCAAGGCGCAGAAGAAAGAUGGCAAGAAGCGCAAGCGCAGUCGCAAGGAGAGUUACUCCGUGUACGUGUACAAGGUGCUGAAGCAGGUCCACCCAGACACCGGUAUCUCGUCCAAGGCCAUGGGCAUCAUGAACUCGUUCGUCAACGACAUCUUCGAGCGCAUCGCGGGCGAGGCGUCGCGCUUGGCGCAUUAUAACAAGCGCUCGACCAUCACGUCCAGAGAGAUCCAGACGGCCGUGCGCCUGCUGCUGCCCGGGGAGCUGGCCAAGCACGCCGUGUCUGAGGGCACCAAGGCUGUCACCAAGUACACCAGCUCCAAGUAAACUUGCCAAGAAAGAAGGAGGAGGAGCAUGG